This is a messenger RNA of Epinephelus moara (kelp grouper), 2136 nucleotides long. RefSeq lists its product as uncharacterized. The transcript has 6 exons. The record is from RefSeq and is a predicted model, not a curated record. NCBI's taxonomy places the organism in Eukaryota, Metazoa, Chordata, Actinopteri, Perciformes, Serranidae. The coding region runs from base 205 to 1659 and encodes 484 amino acids. Gene Ontology annotation, cellular component: nucleoplasm.
AGAAUGUCAUACAUACACAAACGCUCCCGUCUGAUGUGAUAUUCAUGAUAUUUCAUCAAACAUUGUUUGCGUCAUUAAAACAUUAAUAGUCGCGUCAGUUUGAAGCUUCGGACACUGCGGAAUAAACGAGGAAGAUGAGAUGAAGUGAAACGUGCCUGAGUCACAGCCGGGAUGUUUUAAUGUGUAAUAUAAGAGGUUUCCAUCAUGUCCGACCCGGUUCAGACCACCUCUGACAGUCUGAGUAAACUCGUGCGCUGGGCUCACAGCCACGGCACCAUCUGCAGCCUCAUCCCCAGCCUGCAGCACUUCACCUCUGCUUCUAAUGGUAAUCUGCUGACAUCAGAACCUGGUCCCAAUGCCAGCAGCGUUCCUGUCGCCGUGUGGGGUUGUGGAGCUGGACAUGCCUACCACUGGCCCCUCAGUGACCAUAGCAACGGCUGCGGAGGCUCAGCCAAUACCAGCCAGAGCCAGGAGAGGUUUGUUGGAGGGCGUGCGUACAAUAAGGUGACAGUGAGGUCAUCGUGUGACCUCUCCUGUAGCGAAGCAGCAUCAGAGAUGGAGGACUUCAGCAGCCAGCUCUUUGACAUUGCUGGAUGCGAUUCGUCGGCCACAGACGAUGAUGCAGACUACGAGCCCCCCCCACCCAGAAAAAGAGGCGGCACAUCAUUAGGAGCAGUUUUCGAGAAGAAGAUCAAGCAGGAAGCAACCUCUGCAGAGGAUAAUGUCACUGCUGCUAACGUGACUAGCACGGCACUGGCAGUGACCGAGGCUGUCUAUGCUUCACAGGCUUUUCAGGCACCAAAGCCACUGUCUCCAGACAAGCUCCUCCCACCCUGCCCUCAGCUCCAGAAUGGACACGAUCCGGGGUGUGAGGCAGCGGUGGACCCAAAGAUGGAGCAGCUCGGAGGCAGCUGUGUGACAGGGACCACGGAGCAUGCAGAGAGUUGCAGCUCCGUCUCAGAGACUACAGAGAAUACUGCAGGGGGUCAGGAUGAGCUGGAGAAGCUGCAGGCGUUACUGAGUGCAGAGCGCAGCCGUAACCAGCAGAUGACGGAGAUCAUCUCCAGUCUGAGGCAGGACAAAGAGCUGCUGCAGCAAGAGCUUACGAAGAAAGCCGAACUCAUCUGUGACUUCCUGCAGGACAAAAUGCGGCCAGUUCUAGAUAAGAGGAGGCCCUGCUGGUCUAGUCAAAACGAACCAGGAAGUUCACGCAUGCCGUCUUCUGACGAUGUGGCAGCAGUCGAUUCGCCGACAAUGUUUGACUCAUUUGAGGACAUGGAGCUUCACCCUCUGAACCACCACACGCUGAAGAGCAAGAGGAUUCGGGACGGAGAAAACCCCCGAGUCAGGAUGAAAAACGUGGCGGGUGUGAUAGCACGCUACAUGGCAGCCCUCCAGGAGUUUCGCCGCAGUGUUUCAAUGAAGGUGGCCUUUGACCGUGUCAGUGUGGACCGCAACACGAUCGCCCGUACGGCGUCCAUAGCUGAGCUCAGCCUGGCUGCUCCAGAGGUCUUUCAUGCUCUGACACCGUGGGAUGAGAAAGAGGAGACGCUGGCGCAUUAUGCCCACCGCUGCCGACAGGCCAUGGAUGAUAACAUCAAGGCCAAGAUCAAAACCAUGAAAACAAAAGGUGAACUGCUGCCCAUUGUGUCAAAAUGACGGUAACGGUAACAGACUGACCGGAUCAGAGGCUCAUCAUACACACUUCUCAGGCAUAGAAAAAGGAAAGCCCACCCUUGGAUUCUCUGAUUAUACUGUUCGAUACUGCACCAUCAGGUCCUCAACUUAUUCCAGAAAUGAUAUUGCAAGGUUGUUGUAAUUUUCUUUUUCACAAACUUGUGUACUUCUGAUCAUCAUGUGGGUGCACUACACUCUGGCCACAUUGCUGCUUCUGUGGGUGUAAACUUUCUACCUUCUAUCCAGUGGAUUUCUCCUUGAAUGGUUGUAAAACAUUAAAAUUGUGACAGAAAGAAUUGUGAAUUGUGAUAGAAAGAACAAGUCCUUGAUCUUAGAUUCUACUGGGACGAUCACUCAAAACUGCAGUCAUAGUAGCUCAGAGUUCAUUAUAACCAAGUUCCAACUUCUGAAAUAAGUAAUUAAAAUGAAAUAAAACUGAUAUACAAUGACAUACAAUAA